Rotaria sp. Silwood2 is the source of this 1908-nucleotide messenger RNA. The record is from the annotation of a GenBank genome assembly. NCBI's taxonomy places the organism in Eukaryota, Metazoa, Rotifera, Eurotatoria, Philodinida, Philodinidae.
AUGACACCAGUACAAAAAAUCUUGCAAGAAGCAGCUAAUGCCGAAGCGGAAGAUAAAACAAAUGAGCAGACGCUAGCAGAGAUCGUCAAGAAAAAAGUCGAUUUACAAGAGCAAAUAGUAGAACUUGAAGCUACUUUUGAACUUCCACGAAUUCAUCUACUCAUCGAAGAGUCUCUAUCGGAUUUAUCGAACGAUAGUCAACCAUUUGUUCGUAUUACACUUUUAUCAAUGAUUGCUCGAGCUACAAUGAAAACAUUCGACAUCGACUUCAAUGCAUCUCUUGCAGAUUUUAUUAUUGUUCAUGAACCAUUUAUUACUAAUAAUAAUGAUCGACUUUGUUUAAUUGCUAUGGAAAGACUUCGCUACCGAGAAAAUGACACAGUAAUUAGUAUCAAUGGCUUGUUGACAUCACCUGUAAAUCCGAAUUUUNUUUACAUUGAAAUUGAAGUUGCUGAAGCACUACCGAAAACAGAACAGGAACGAUGGAGAUUAGUAAAACCUGAAGAGAUUAUUCCGUUUUGGCCAAGUAAUAUGGAAGGAGCUGUCAUGCAUGUUCGUUAUACACAUAAUCGAAUAUCGUCAACUGCAUUCGCAUUCAAUCAAAAACAUCGAACAUUGCUGCGCAUGGAUGAUGAAGAGCGUCCGGCUCUUCAAGUUGAAGUUAUUGCGACUGAUUUCGAUGGGUUUCGUGUCGUUUUUGGAGAUUACAAGAUCGGCGAUUCGCCUGUCUUAUUAGUCAACUGUUUGAAAUAUGUACCAGUUGCAUUCUGUCAAGCAAAUGACGUACGAACGCAAGUCUUGCCACCACUACAUUACGUCUAUUAUACAUGGAUCGACCCGACGAAAUCGCAAGCAUUAGUUGUUGCGUGUCGUGAUCAAAGUGUAUCAAUCGAACUUAACCCACUUUGUGGUGUUCUCGAAACAAACGACCGACAAUCUGUGUACUAUGCAAUAUUUCACGAUGGUCCUCAAACAGUAUUACUCUUCGCUGAAGAAACGAAUCUUAUUGAAGCAGUCACAAAUAUACCAUCAUUGGGUGAAUCCAUGAAUCAGCAUAUACAAAUUGGCAUUCGUGAUAUUGGCAUUGCGAUUAUCGAUGAUAUCGCUCGAAACGACUUGUUUUAUAUCAGUAUAGGUAAAUCCAAAGAGAUCUGGAUGGAAACAAGCAAGUCUCAUAUAAAACCACUUUCUCACAAUCUCAAUAAACAUUUGGAUGAGCAAUAUGAAUUGUAUUUCAAAGAUCAAAAUGCUCAUCCGAAUGAUGAAGAUUUUGCAAACAAGAAAUAUCGUAUUGACGAACAUCGCGAUGUCUCUUUCGAUGAUUAUACUGCCGAAUUGACUGACCAUCAAGGUCAUCGAGUACUUGUUAAACGACAAGUACUUGAUGGACUCUGGAUUGGAUUUGCUUGGUCGACGAGCAAUGCUGCAUUUCAUGUUCGCAUCAAUCGUGUACAAAUUGACAAUGAACAUGAAUUCGCUCUGUUUCCGGUUGUUCUUAAUCCAAUUGUUUCUAAAGCAGCAGGCACCGAUAUACGAUAUACUGCAUGUGGAAAACCUGGAAAUCGACUAAAUUGGAACCCACCUAAAAAUCCAAAGCCUUUUCAAUGGCGGCGGCCUUCACAUCAUGAGAGUGGAAGUUCAGAAAAAUUCGAACGUGGACCAUGGGCACAACGACCAGGAGGACAUGGCCAUGGAAGACGGACAACGAGCGCCCGACAAUCAGUAUCUUCAACAGUAGGCACCCAACAACCAUUAUAUUCAACAAUAGCCACCCAACAACCAUUAUUUUCAACAACGACAUCAACAAAUUCAGUCCCAGACAGUCAAACAACUAUGAUUUCAUCUUCGACAAUGGAGGUUUUUACUGACACACCAAGUCCAACGACUGAAUUUGUGACGAUGGAUUAA